Molecule: messenger RNA, 429 nt
Organism: Lottia gigantea (owl limpet)
Lineage: Eukaryota; Metazoa; Mollusca; Gastropoda; Lottiidae
Exons: 3
Coding region: 1-429 (142 amino acids)
Source: RefSeq, a predicted model, not a curated record
AUGGUAUCAUCGAAGAACUUGGUUUCAUCCAUGCAUAUGGUGUCAUUAAAAUAUCAUGGUAUCAUCCAAGAACAUGAUGGUGUCAUCAAAAAAUAUGGCACAAUCCAAGAACUAGGUAUCAUGAAUGAACAUUGUACAAUCAAAAAUCAUGGUAUCAUCCAAGAAUAUGGUGUCAUAAAAAAAAAUUGUAUCAUCCAUGCAUAUGGUGUCAUAAAAAAUCAUGGUAUCAUCCAAGAACAUGAAGGUGUCAUAAAAAAAUAUGGCAUAGGUAUCAUGAAUGAACAUUGUACAAUCAAAAAUCAUGGUACCAUCCAAGAACAUAGUCUUGGUAUCAUGAAUAAACAUUGUACAAUCAAAAAUCAUAGUAUCAUCCAAGAACAUGUGGUGUCAUCAAAUAUUAUGGUAUCAUCCAAGAACUUGAUAUCAUGA